CGCCAAGUCCGUUUUUGCGGUUAUGAGCUUCUCCUCGCAUGACUCAUCAUCAUCUCUCGACAAUAUACGCUACAGCUUCGCUAGCUAUCUUCCACGCUUGCACGGCGGAACAGGGUUAUAGUUAUCCUAGGCCUAACAAUCCGCUAACACCAGGUGGUGAUCACGGUGGCAAGCCAGGAGGUCCAGGUUUUCCUGGAACUCCAGGUGGAUAUCCAUCACCAGGUGCUCCUGGAGGAUAUCCAUCGCCAGGUGCUCCUGGAGGAUAUCCAUCGCCAGGUGCUCCUGGAGGCCCAGGUGGUAACGGAGGACCUGGAGGAUAUCCUAGUGGGAAACCAAGUGGUCCAGGAGGCCCUGGCGGAUAUCCUGGCGGAAAACCAAGUGGACCAGGUUUUCCAGGCGGCGGACCUGGUGGAUCAGGAGGUCCAGGUGGUCCUGGUAGUUAUCCUGGGGGCGGACCACAAGGACCAGGAGGACCUGGAGGUUAUCCUGGCGGAAAACCAAGUGGACCAGGUUUUCCGGGCGGCGGACCUGGUGGAUCAGGAGGUCCAAAUAGACCAGGAGGUCCUGGUACUUAUCCUGGGGGCGGACCACAAGGACCUGGAGGUCAUGAAGGCUAUCCUAGCGGAAGACCAGGGGGACCAGGUUUUAUGGAAGGUCCAGGAGGUUAUCCUGGUAAUGGACAACAAGGACCAGGACAGGGAGGACCAGGAGGGCCAGGUGGGUCAGGAGGAUAUCCAAGUGGACGACCAGGAGGACCAGGAGGACCAGGAGGCCCAAGUGGUCCAGGAGGGUAUCCGAGCGGAAGACCUGGAGGACCAGGAAGUCCGGGGGGUUAUCCUAGCGGGGGUCCACAAGGAGGAUAUCCCGGCAGUAGACCUGGAAGUCCAGGAAGUCCUGGAGGCUAUCCCAGUGGAGGACCACAGGGCCCAGGAGGUCCACAAGGCCCAGGAAGUUAUCCAGGAGGCCCAGGAGGUCCACAAGGCCCAGGAAGUUAUCCAGGAGGCCCAGGAGGUUAUCCAGGAGGUAAACCAGGAAGACCGGGUAGUCCAGGGGGGCCUGGAGGCUAUCCUGGUGGAGGACCGCAAGGCCCGAGUGGGCCAGGAGGCCCAGGAGGACCGGGAGGAUAUCCUGGCGGAAGACCUGGUAGUCCAGGAGGUCCUGGAAGCUAUCCUGGGGGUGGUCCGCAAGGCCCAGGUGGACCGGGAGGCCCAGGCGGCCCGGGAGGCCCAGGAGGACCCGGAAGAUAUCCGGGCGGUAGACCUGGCGGACCAGGAACCCCUGGAGGUUAUCCCGGUGGGGGUCCUCUAGGCCCAAGCGGGCCAAGUGGACCAGGUGGUCCUGGUGGUCCACAAGGGCCGGGAGGACCAGGAGGUCCUGGGGGUCCAGGUGGUUUUCCGGGCGGUUUUCCAGGCUCAAGUGGAAAUGAAGUGCCGUACGACGAGGGUGAUUAUUCUGCGAUACCUGGCGAGCCUGGUCGUGAUUAUCCUAUAUAUUCCGAAAUACCAGAAACAAGUUUCCGUUGUGAAAAUCAACAAUUUCCUGGAUAUUAUGCAGAUGUUGAAGCUCAGUGCCAAGUCUUCCAUAUUUGUGCCAAUAAUAAAACGUACGACUUCCUUUGCCCAAACGGAACUAUCUUCCAUCAACAAUAUUUUGUAUGUGUGUGGUGGAACCAAUUCGACUGUAGCACUGCUCCAAAUUUCUACUAUUUGAAUGAAAAUAUUUAUGACUACACUAUAAUGGGAGGACCUGAAAUGUUCCCUGGAGGCCCAGGAGGCCCUGGAGUUUUUCCCGGCGGUACAGGUGGCCCUGGAGGUUUCCCUGGAGGCGGACCACAAAGUAAACCAGGUGGACCAGGUGGUCCGAGCGGUCCGGGCGGCUUCCCUGGCGGUGGACCUGGAGGUCCAGGAGGGCCAGGUGGACCAGGAGGUUAUCCUGGUAGUCGUCCAGGUAGCCCAGGAGGGCCUGGCGGACAAAAUGGAAAACCUGGUGGAUAUCCAGGUGGUCCAGCAUACUUAGCACCUAAUGGACCUCAAGGACCAAGUGGUCCAGGUGGUCCAGGCGGUCACGGAGGUCCGGGAGGACCAGGAUAUAGACCAGGUGGGCCAUCAUUUCCCAGUGGACCGUCAGGUCCGUCGAGACCUGGUGGUUUUCCUGAUGGUAAACCAUCCCCAGGAGAAACGCCAUUCCCGCCUCAAGGGCCUUCGAAACCAGAACGCGAAUACUUGCCACCCCGAGUCGGUUAAUCUUAUGAAUUAUUUAACUGCGUUAAUUUAAAAUUUCACGCGUAACAAUCGCCGUUGGUGAUACUUGAACCAUAUUGUAAAUACAAGCCUUCUUACCUUUUAGCUAAGUUAAGUAAUAUGCUAUUCAUUUCGAUGGAUAAUUUAAUCAUUUCUUUAACGAUAUUUGUUUCGUCGUGCAGGUUUCUUUAAAGUAACUUUUAAUGUUACC
Molecule: messenger RNA, 2451 nt
Organism: Polistes canadensis
Lineage: Eukaryota; Metazoa; Arthropoda; Insecta; Hymenoptera; Vespidae
Product: collagen alpha-1(III) chain-like
Exons: 5
Coding region: 39-2243 (734 amino acids)
Cellular component (GO): extracellular region
Molecular function (GO): chitin binding
Source: RefSeq, a predicted model, not a curated record